Molecule: messenger RNA, 2137 nt
Organism: Nematostella vectensis (starlet sea anemone)
Lineage: Eukaryota; Metazoa; Cnidaria; Anthozoa; Actiniaria; Edwardsiidae
Product: tubulin beta chain
Exons: 10
Coding region: 333-1700 (455 amino acids)
Biological process (GO): mitotic cell cycle; microtubule cytoskeleton organization
Cellular component (GO): microtubule; cytoplasm
Molecular function (GO): structural constituent of cytoskeleton; GTP binding; GTPase activity
Source: RefSeq, a predicted model, not a curated record
GUUUGUAAGGUGAAUAAAGUUAAGUGAACCAGAGUCGGCAAUUAAAAGGCGAUAAAGUAACAGGUGAACACGCCCGGUUCUUUGUUCUCUGUUUACUGGUUCGACGCCGGAGAAAGAAAAAUGAAUAUUCAGAUCGCUUGAAGUACUUAGAAAUAGCAAGCCAACCAUGGAAAGUGACGCACUCGUGAUAUCACUCACUAAGUGAAUUCUCUUUUGACAAGCUGCAUAAAUCUUUUCCCUCAUGCCAUGCCGCACCGUUGAAAACAACAAGAUCAAGCACAGCUAGAAACACAAAGAGACAUGCGGGAAAUCAUCAACAUUCAAGUUGGACAAUGUGGAAACCAGAUAGGUACCGAGGUGUCAAAAUGUUUUGGCGAGAUAUAGCAGAGGAACACGGCAUCGACCCUACAGGAGCAAAAUCCUUAAUCGAGGAUACCCAUGGACGAUUUGACCGGAUUGAUGUCUAUUUCCACGAAGGCAAUGGUGGGCGUUAUGUCCCAAGGUCCAUCCUUGUUGAUCUGGAGCCAGGCACGAUGGACGCUGUCCGGGGUGGACCACUCGGAAAUAUGUUCAGACCGGACAACUUCGUCAACAGCCAGAGUGGUGCUGCUAACAACUGGGCCAAGGGGCAUUACAGCGAGGGGGCGGAGUUGAUUGACAAUAUCUUUGACGUCCUGCGCAAGGAGGCAGAGAACUGUGACUGCAUGCAGGGUGUCCAGCUCAUCCAAGCACUUGGAGGCGGGACGGGAUCCGGACUUGGGACUUUGAUUCUGUCCAAGAUUCGUGAGGAGUACCCCGAUAGGAUCUUGAGCGCCUUCAGUGUCGUGCCCUCCCCUAAGGUAUCGGAGACCGUGGUAGAGCCUUACAAUGCCACACUUUCCGUCCACCAGCUAGUGGAGGUAGUCGAUGAAGAUUUCAUGUUUGACAAUGAAGCCCUGUACGACAUUUGCUGCCGUACCCUCAAGCUUGCUAAACCUAACUACGCAGAUCUGAAUCAGUUGGUUUCCAUGGCAAUGUGUGGUCUUACAGCAAGCCUACGUUUUCCUGGACAGCUCAACGGGGACCUGCGUAAACUUGCAGUCAACAUGGUUCCAUUCCCAAGGCUUCACUUUUUCAUGCCGGGGUUCGCCCCUCUGGCGAGUCGAGCGAACCAACAAUACCAGAAUGUGUCCGUAGAGGAGCUGACUCAGCAAAUGUUUGACGCGCGGAAUAUGAUGACCGCGUGUGAUCCGAGACAUGGGCGCUACCUUACUGUUGCCGCCAUUUUCAGGGGAAAAAUGUCUAUGAGAGAGGUUGACGAACAAAUGCUGAACACGCAAAACAAGAACAGCCCUUUCUUCGUGGAGUGGAUUCCAAACAACGUGAAAACCACAGUGUGCGACAUAGCGCCUAAGGGACUCAAGAUGGCGGCGACAUUUGUAGGCAACAAUACAGCGAUCCAAGAGCUGUUCAAACGCGUGGGAGAACAAUUCACAGCUAUGUUCAGGCGCAAGGCUUUUCUCCACUGGUACACUGGUGAGGGGAUGGACGAGAUGGAGUUUACAGAGGCCGAGUCCAACAUGCACGAUCUAAUAGCAGAAUAUCAGCAGUACCAGGAGGCGGAAGCGGACAUCGAGGGCGAGGUGUCUGACGAGGAGCUGCCAGAGGCCGACCAUGCCCACACAGACCAAGAUGGCUCCGAUGAUGUCUUUUCAAAGUAGUAGUGACCUUAUUCUAGAUUCUCUUACAAACCCGGUCGGUCAAACAUUACUGUUUCUUGAAGUCUUUCCCUGAGUUACGUAGCAAAAGCCAUUUCACUCAUCAUAUCAAUUCUUUUUUUGUUUUAUUUGGAGGUUUCAUGGCAAAAUCGAUACCGGGAAAAUAUAAUCUCAUUUAAACAAAAUCACUAGACGAACAACAAAACAUGGUUCGCUAAGAUGACUAUCUACGUUUUUUUUUCUGUUGACGUGUUUGUUUUUUCUUACUUUCCUUAUUCGCUCUUAUAAUUUAUAUAUAAAUGAUUUCCUGAUCCGCCUAGAUUCGUUUAAUACUGCCUGCGUGAUAAACAAAUAAUAUAAAAUAAUAAGAAAAAAAAGUACAUACAUACUAUUAAACAACCAUAUACAGAGUUUUGAAUAAACCUAAAAAGUCAUAUAAA